AUGGAAAACAAGCUUGAAGCAAAAGACAAAAGCAUUCAGAAAAGAAUACCACGUUCGGUACCAAAAGGUAAGGAAAAGAACUAUAAGUAUAUGAUUUAUACUGAAGAGAUGGAAAAUGAAGAAGAUAAAGAUAUGGUUAUGUUGCAUUUAGUCAGAAGAAACAACAAAAGCUUUUACGACCUUGCUAAGAUUUACAAAUCUGACAGAAAUUGGUUCUAUCGCGAAAACUUACCGAUUUCAAUGACCCCAAAUGAAGAUGUGAAACAAAUAGUUCAAGAUACGUUACCUCAAACACACUAUGAUAUGAAAGGUUGUACAAUUUUUACCUUCAAAGAAGACUUACCGCUACAGAAAGAAAAAAUAACAGAGUAUUUUGACAACUUCAAACAAGUAGGGUAG
Molecule: messenger RNA, 399 nt
Organism: Trichomonas vaginalis G3
Lineage: Eukaryota; Parabasalia; Trichomonadida; Trichomonadidae
Exons: 1
Coding region: 1-399 (132 amino acids)
Source: RefSeq, a predicted model, not a curated record